AUGCUCAAGUUUUUCGCUUUCCAUAAAGAUACUACGGAGGACAUCACCCAAAACUUCAAACUAUUCAAGGAUCUUGAUCUUUCCUUGUAUAAGAAUAAGAGUCGAAAAACUCAAACCCACUACAUCAUAAAUGUCUGGGGCGUGACAAUAUUACGAGUAGUCAUGCUACUUUUUGAUAUUUACACGUGCAUCAAGCUUCUGGCAUUCAAUACAUGGUCAAAUGAGUACAUACCACCUUUCGUCCCGUUCCGCAUCAGCAAGUGGUUGUUUAGUGCAUGCAUAUUCGUGUCUAUACUUGUAAUGGCGUGUGAAUUUGUGGCUGGCAUUCGAAUAUACAGAACGGAGAACAUAUCGUUUAGCUUCAUGAAUAACUGGACGAAUACGUUCCGUUGCUUGAGGGACUACAGAGUGUACUGUCUCUUUGAGAAAAUUACUCCCAGUGGCGUGUUCCAGAGGAUGGCUUUUUUCACCUAUUUUGAGCUAAAGAGCAGUUUCAAACUGCUGUUUGCCGACUCACCGCGACAGAUUAUCAACGGGCUCACGUUGUGGUCUGUGCUUUUCACGAGAGGGAGCACGAGCGAAAUGAACUUAGGCGACUUAGAGUCCCUCCAGGGUGUUGGACAACGGAUGAGGUGGAUAGCGAAGAACAACCACGAGGAGGCGGUUAUACUCUCCUUCAUGUUUUCAUCCUUCCUCAUAUGGGUCUUCUUCUUCCUAAAACUUACCGUUGCGGUGGUCCUAUCGCUCAAAAUACACCACAAGCUAGUGUACGAGUGGAGGUUUACCGAUUUGAAGGGAUACGUCUGCAUCACGAUUUCGUAUAACAUUGACUACCUGACCGAGAAAUAUCGUUUCAAGCAGUUUUACUCUCAGGUGUCACCACACAGCAGCGAUGAAUUCUCGAUCGAUUCAAUUGGAGAGGACGGGGACCUAAAGUCCAUGGGGCUCUACGAUAGCGAAGAAAUGAGCCGAAUAAGCUUUCUCAAAACACCGGAUACUCUCAAUACGUUGCCCAGUUACUACUACCAAAUCGACGACAAGAAGAGCAGGGAAAUGGGGGCCCCCUACUGUUGGGAGUUCAGCGUACCUGCGAAAACGUAUAAAAAACAGGGGAUUGUUUCACCUUGA
Huiozyma naganishii CBS 8797 is the source of this 1128-nucleotide messenger RNA. RefSeq names its product pheromone-regulated K(+) transporter PRM6. The transcript has a single exon. Gene Ontology annotation, molecular function: potassium ion transmembrane transporter activity. Bases 1 to 1128 code for a protein of 375 amino acids. Lineage: Eukaryota; Fungi; Ascomycota; Saccharomycetes; Saccharomycetales; Saccharomycetaceae. The record is from RefSeq and is a predicted model, not a curated record. Gene Ontology annotation, cellular component: plasma membrane. Gene Ontology annotation, biological process: potassium ion transmembrane transport.